Molecule: messenger RNA, 1737 nt
Organism: Poecilia latipinna (sailfin molly)
Lineage: Eukaryota; Metazoa; Chordata; Actinopteri; Cyprinodontiformes; Poeciliidae
Product: calcium/calmodulin-dependent protein kinase type II delta chain-like
Exons: 5
Coding region: 909-1472 (187 amino acids)
Biological process (GO): protein phosphorylation
Molecular function (GO): calcium/calmodulin-dependent protein kinase activity; calmodulin binding
Source: RefSeq, a predicted model, not a curated record
AGAUUUGGGCUGCAAAGCGGAGCUGUUCUUAGAAGGUCUGGGUUUGAAUCCAGGAUGUUUCUGCAUGGAGUUGUACCUCGCCUCCCAUCUAACUCCUGGAGAAAGGAACCAGCCUUUUUGAGAUGCUGCACUAAGAAUGGAUGGAUGGAAAACUUUUUUUUUUCUAUUAACAAAAACUGGAUGUGCCACUAUUUAUUAGAGAAAAACUUUCUGUAUGAAAUGAUGAAGGAAUGAAUGGGUGUUCCCAACUUGGCUUUCUCUGAAUGUUUCUGGUCCUGCCUACUGUGCAUUUAUAUGAAUACUUUGUGAUUUUUUUUUUUUUGAAGGAGGUUUAGAUGAAGUUGCAAUUGUCAGGGGAAAUGUUGCCCUAAAAACUGACAGUGUCAUUUGCAUCAGCCAGUACAGUGCGUCAGCAGUGGGUUGCCAGAUCUAUACCAUUUCUGAACAGCCGUUCCUAGAUUGUUCUUUUGGGGCUCCUCCCAUCACAUGACGUGAUGCAGCAUUAUGGCGCUGCAGGCUUCUCGGAGCCACCAUUUUGGAGAGAAAGAGUUCCAUUACUGUCUUCUGCUUCCUGUUGUCUGUGUGAUUUGUUCCUUGCUGGUUAAAGAGUGAAGAACAAAUGGUCAUUUUCUGCUCAUACUGCAUGUAUUUCUUCAUGUUUACUGUAUUUCCAUCUCAUUUUCUUUGUCAUCCCUGCUGCAUUUCCAUCUCAUUUCCCAUCAUCCUCAGCACACUCUCCGUACUCUAGUCACCAAAUCUUCCACCUGAAGCACCUAAAGUACUCAGCCUCUCCCCCUUUGCUCUCACAUUCUUCAUCCUCCUCCUCCUCUUCCUUUUCCUCCUGCUGGUAUUCUCCAAGCAUUUGGCCUAGUGGUGAAGAGUGCAGCCAGUUCAUCCUAUGGUCACUGAUGGCUGCCUACCUGCUCCUUUUCAUCACAUCUGUCCUCCUGGUCCUUUUCUCUGACCAUUUCACUGCAUCCCACUGCGGUCCCCAGUACGCCCCCACACAGGGCACUGACACCCAGCACAGAGCACCACUGGCUGACCAAGAUCCCACCGACUCCCACUCCCGUAAGCAGGAGAUCAUCAAAGUGACAGAGCAGCUGAUUGAGGCCAUCAACAACGGAGACUUUGAGGCCUACACGAAGAUUUGUGACCCUGGUCUCACAUCAUUUGAACCUGAGGCUUUGGGAAACCUGGUCGAAGGCACAGAGUUCCACCGCUUCUAUUUUGAAAAUGCUCUGUCUAAGGGGAAACUGCCCAUCCACACCAUCCUGCUGAACCCUCACGUCCACCUGAUCGGGGACGAGGCGGCCUGCAUUGCCUACAUCCGCCUCACACAGUACAUCGACGGCAACGGCAUGCCGCGUACCAUGCAGUCCGAGGAGACCCGCAUCUGGCACCGCCGUGAUAGCAAGUGGCAGAACAUCCACUUCCACCGCUCCGGCUCACUCACCGUCCCCACCAAUUGAGUUCUUGGACCACAAACGGCCUCCAGCAAGACAGCUGACCAAACCCCACCCACCAUGUGGACACAACAUCCCAAAGCCAAUCCUUGCUAUCCUUUGCUAAUGCUCCCCCCUCAGUGUGUUGUUUACAUAUUGUAGCUGCUGCUGCACUCAUGUUAAAAAGUCAACAGAAAUUAAUCAAGGGAUUUAUGAUUUUGUAGUGAGAAUGUGUGCCAUUUCUAUCAGUAGUGUGUUUAUUACCUGAGCUUCGGUUUCACCACUUUUAGAU